Molecule: messenger RNA, 387 nt
Organism: Hepatospora eriocheir
Lineage: Eukaryota; Fungi; Microsporidia; Hepatosporidae
Source: the annotation of a GenBank genome assembly
AUGUUCACCUUAUUGCUUGAUGUAGUAUUCACUUUAUUACUAAUAUUAACUUUAUUGCUAAUAUUAACUUUAUUACUAAUAUUAACUUUAUUACUAUUAUUAACCUUAUUACUAUUAUUAACCUUAUUACUAUUAUUAACCUUAUUACUUGAUGUAAUAUUCACUUUAUUACUAGAUGCCAUAUUAGAAGCUGAUGAUGUAAUAUUGAUCUUUCCGCCUGAUGAAGCACUUAAUACCUUAUUAAUUAAAUUAGAGUGUUCUUUAUUUGUAGAUGUCACCUGUGCUAUUGGAAUUGUUUUAGUUACAUUGUUUACUACUACUCUACCUUUAGAUGUUUCAGCUUGUUUUGCUAUUCUCUCUUUCUUAAUUCCUUCUGCAAUUGAUUGA